AUGGCAACGCUUAUUCCGAUAUCCACCCCUUCUCAGAGUACAAAAAAGGGACAAUUAGAGCAACAGCCGGAUGGAGGCUGGAAUUCAUGGACACCAGAGGAGCAAGGUGGCGUCCUCGCGGCAUCAAUACUGUUAUUCCUAUUUUUCUUCGCAUUGGCUCUCGUAAUCUGUCUCCGUGUCCCAAGCUGGGACCGGGAACGCAGGGCGGUGGAUACGGAGCGAGGAAUGCGCGAAAGACGGGAAAGGAGAGAACGCCACAGAAGGAGGCGCCGGCAGAGGCGAGAGGGAGGCCUAUCAUCAGUAGCACGGGCAAUGCCAGUUCCUCAGCCUCGCCAAAACAGAAAUAUAUGUACAUCCGCUGUGAGAGAGAGUGGUGGCCAGAGAGCUACGAGGAGGUUUAGUUCCGAUGAACGCCAUCGUCGGGAGCUUGACGGACAUGGAAUGGGCAGGCGGGAAUCGACUGGAAGAUCCCACUGCAGAGAUAGCCGCGAGCGAAGGGCGCCACAGCGCCGACAUUCGUGUCCGACCGCACGAGAUCGGGUGCCCACUGAGCGGAGAACGGGCCCUAGCGGGGAGCGAUCACAUUGGGACAGAAGGCAGCCGCCCCGUGAGAGUAUGCUAGUCUGCGAUGGGAGUGACGAGACACUCGAGAGGAAGAUUGAGAGUGAUUCCACCGACAGCUAUGCAGAUGGCGAUCCAGGGCCAUCAACGCGGAAGGGAAAGGAGCCGGUGAGAAACCAGCAUAAACGGCACCGGAGUGAAGGGAUGGUGCGAAUAGAAAGGGGCCCUCGUCAUAUGCGGUCGUAUAGUGUGGAAUAAGCAUUCAGGGCAUGGGUAGCCCCGAUGUUAUCGCAAGCGGAUUGUGUCUUG
Messenger RNA from Blastomyces dermatitidis ER-3, 870 nucleotides. RefSeq lists its product as uncharacterized. The transcript has a single exon. Bases 1 to 819 code for a protein of 272 amino acids. NCBI's taxonomy places the organism in Eukaryota, Fungi, Ascomycota, Eurotiomycetes, Onygenales, Ajellomycetaceae. The record is from RefSeq and is a predicted model, not a curated record.